This is a messenger RNA of Musa acuminata subsp. malaccensis (wild Malaysian banana), 2029 nucleotides long. RefSeq names its product probable serine/threonine-protein kinase At1g54610. Lineage: Eukaryota; Viridiplantae; Streptophyta; Magnoliopsida; Zingiberales; Musaceae. Gene Ontology annotation, molecular function: ATP binding; RNA polymerase II CTD heptapeptide repeat kinase activity. The record is from RefSeq and is a predicted model, not a curated record. Gene Ontology annotation, cellular component: cyclin-dependent protein kinase holoenzyme complex; nucleus. Gene Ontology annotation, biological process: positive regulation of transcription elongation by RNA polymerase II; protein phosphorylation.
CGGGACGGCAGUCGUCAACUGCUGCCGCCGAAGCUCGAGGCCGUCUCCGGGCGAUCUCUCGUCUCCAAACACGGCCACGCGCAUCCUCCCUGCUUCUUUUCUGCUCCUCCACCUGGUGACAGCGUACCCAGCAGCGACGAAAAGAACCAAACGGGAGCGACGAAAGCGACGGAGAAUAUCCAUCCGCAGCGAGAGGAGAAAGAAGACAAAGUCGACGAGGAUUGCAACGCCAAGCGGAGCCGGCCCAACUCCCCAUAUUACCAUCUCCCUCUUUUUCUCUUCCCCCUCCCUCCUCCAUGUCUCCGCCUUCUCUCGUUCGUGUCGCCCGUCGCCCGACACCCGUUUCGGUGGAACCACACGCCGCUCGAUCGUCAUGGGUUGCAUCCAGGCCAAGGGCCCCUCCAUGGAUUCUCCCCUCGGAGAGAGCCACCUCAACGUGAUGAUGCGCGAAAACGACUACUUCCCCGUCCGACGCGACGACGACAAGCAACAGCCCCUGGUCAUCCGGCCGCCGCCGGGCCGCGGAGCACGGGUCUCGGUCGUGAUGUGCGAAGAAGAAAGCGAGGGCAAGGCAGUAGUGCCUGAAAAUACCUUGCUUCCGCCGUCCCAACUGGUGAAGCCGGUGGUCGGUGACGCAGAUGAGUUGGUCGAUGGAUGGCCUCGCUGGCUUGUCAACAAUGUUCCACCAGAGAUGCUCGCCGGGUUGAUCCCAAAGAGUGCCGAUUCCUACGAAAAGCUUGAUAAGGUAGGCCAGGGGACAUAUAGCAAUGUGUACAAAGCUCGAGAUCGUGAUACAGGAAAAAUUGUUGCCUUAAAGAAGGUUCGCUUUGACACAUCAGAAUCUGAGAGUGUGAAAUUCAUGGCAAGAGAAAUUAUGAUACUGCAAAAGCUCGACCAUCCCAACGUCAUUAAACUUGAAGGGCUUGCUACUUCGAGAAUGCAUUACAGCUUAUACCUUGUCUUUGAUUAUAUGCGGUCUGAUUUAGCAAGGGUUAUUUCACGCUCUGAUGCAAGACUCACUGAACCACAGGUAAAGUGUUAUAUGCGGCAAAUUCUCUCUGGUCUACAGCACUGUCAUGAGAGGGGAAUCUUACAUCGGGACAUUAAGGGUUCCAAUUUAUUGAUUGACAAAAAUGGAGUGCUGAAAAUUGCUGAUUUUGGCCUUGCAAAUUUUUAUAAUCCUAACAAGAAAUGUUCACUUACGAGCAGAGUAGUGACCCUCUGGUAUAGAGCACCUGAGUUGUUAUUGGGUACUACAGAUUAUGGAGUUGGUAUUGAUCUCUGGAGUGCUGGUUGUCUUCUUGCUGAAAUGUUUGUUGGGAAACCAAUCAUGCCCGGAAGGAAUGAGGUUGAACAGCUCUAUAAAAUAUUUAAGCUAUGUGGAUCACCAUCAGAAGACUACUGGAGAAAGUUAAAGUUGGCUACUAUCUUCCAACCCCCACCGCCUUACAAACCAAGCAUUGUUGAAACUUUUGGAGAUUUCUCAUCAUCUGCCCUUAAUUUAUUGAUGGUGCUUCUUGCGCUAGACCCCUCCAAUCGUGGUACUGCAGCAUCUGCUUUGCAAAGUGAUUUUUUCAGCACAAGGCCCUCGGCGUGUGACCUUUCAGACCUUCCUGUAAUGUAUAAAGAGGCUGAUGAACCAAUUCAGCUAUAUGAGCGAAGAAAGCGUAAUGCUUCUUCGAAACAACAGUCUCGAAGACAAAGAGAUGGUGAAAGGAAACUAGUAACUGUGAACACAAAAAGUGAUUCUGGAUCAUCAAAAGAGGAGAAACCGACAGAUCUGCUCACCGAUAGCCAAGAACCGGGCAGCAGCACAGGAAGUUCUUCCUCUAGCAUCAAAGCUGAAGGGUCAACUCCAAUCCAAAGAGAAUCACAGAGAACAAGGCUUCCUGACAGUCCAUAUGUUUGAUGGAAAACAUGCAUAUGCGUCGGAUGCCGGCUUCCUUCCGCAACAGGUUUCCAUAUGUUUGAUGGAAUUUAUACAAUAUGAAAUUUUACAAUAUACAUAUGAAAUUUUACCAGACUACCA